Molecule: messenger RNA, 8307 nt
Organism: Lagopus muta (rock ptarmigan)
Lineage: Eukaryota; Metazoa; Chordata; Aves; Galliformes; Phasianidae
Gene: SEMA5A
Product: semaphorin 5A
Exons: 23
Coding region: 313-3555 (1080 amino acids)
Biological process (GO): semaphorin-plexin signaling pathway; positive regulation of cell migration; axon guidance
Molecular function (GO): semaphorin receptor binding; chemorepellent activity
Source: RefSeq, a predicted model, not a curated record
CCCGCUGCUGUCGGCAGGAGGGGCUCGUAUGGGUGUGCACGGUUACAGCUGAAGGAAAUAUCCCCAAACUGAAAAGUUAACCAUAUCGCGGUAUCCUCCAGCAACCUUAAGGAAAUUUGGAAAGCUGCGAUUCCCGGAAGCUAACAGAACACUCUUAAUUGGAGGAGUCUAUGAAGUAGACCCAGGACUCCUCUGCUAGGUGCUGCACAAACACAAAAUAGAGACGGUAGAUGACUGAAGAGGGAUGGUGACUGAAAGGUGUUUUUCCCCCAUGAGUGCGAGAAGAGUGUCUAGUUAAAAGAAGUGAAUGCUAUGGAGGACAGCAUGACCACCAUGAAAGGAAGCUGCCUUCUUGUACUACUGUUGGCAGGAUUUGGAGUAUUGGGAAUACUGGAGCCAGAUGCAGAAGAUAUUCACUGUCACAAAGCUGUGCACCCGGUUAUUGCAUACAAGGAAAUUGCCCCUUGGUUACACGUGUUCAGAGCAGAAGAUGCUGUAGACUUCUCACAAUUAACAUUUGAUCCAGGACAAAAAGAGCUUAUUGCUGGAGCAAGAAACUACCUCUUCAGGUUGCAACUCGAGGAUCUCUCUCUAAUACAGGCAGUGGAAUGGCAAUGUGAUGAAGCUACUAAAAGAGCCUGUUACAGUAAAGGGAAAUCAAAGGAGGAAUGCCAGAACUAUAUUCGAGUGCUUCUGGUUGGAGGCAACCAUCUCUUUACCUGUGGAACCAAUGCUUUCACUCCUAUUUGCACGAAUCGGACGUUAAAUAACUUGACAGAGAUACAUGAUCAAAUCAGUGGCAUGGCUCGUUGUCCUUAUAGUCCCCAGCACAACUCCACUGCACUUCUCACUUCCAGUGGGGAAUUGUAUGCUGCUACAGCCAUGGAUUUUCCAGGAAGGGAUCCUGCCAUUUAUCGCAGUCUGGGAGCCCUUCCUCCUCUCCGCACUGCACAGUACAACUCCAAGUGGCUGAAUGAACCCAAUUUUGUGUCAUCUUAUGACAUUGGGAAUUUCACCUACUUCUUCUUCCGAGAGAAUGCAGUUGAACAUGACUGUGGCAAAACAGUCUUCUCUCGUGCUGCUCGAGUGUGCAAAAAUGAUAUUGGUGGCAAAUUUGUGCUGGAGGAUACCUGGACUACCUUCAUGAAAGCUCGGCUGAACUGCUCUCGUCCUGGAGAAAUUCCAUUUUACUACAACGAACUGCAGAGCACGUUCUUUCUGCCAGAAUUGGACUUGAUCUAUGGGAUUUUUACCACUAAUGUGAACAGCAUAGCAGCCUCAGCAGUUUGUGUUUUCAACUUGAGUGCCAUAACUCAGGCAUUUAAUGGACCUUUCAAGUACCAGGAAAACUCUCGCUCUGCUUGGCUUCCAUAUCCCAAUCCUAAUCCAAAUUUUCAGUGUGGCACCAUGGACCAGGGUUUGUAUGUGAACCUAACUGAGAGAAAUCUUCAGGAUGCUCAAAAAUUCUUCUUAAUGCAUGAGGUCGUCCAACCAGUUAUUCCAAUUCCGUACUUCAUGGAAGACAACAGCCGAUUUUCUCAUGUGGUUGUGGAUGUUGUGCAGGGCAAGGACAUGCUCUUCCAUAUCAUUUAUCUUGCCACAGACUAUGGCACUAUUAAGAAAGUACUUGCCCCAAUGAACCAAACUUCAAGCAGCUGCCUGCUUGAGGAAAUUGAACUCCUGCCAAAGAGUCAGCGGGAGCCCAUCAGGAGUCUUCAGAUCCUGCAUAGCCAGAGUGUCCUGUUUGUGGGCCUUCAGGAGCAUGUGAUUAAAGUCCCCCUGAAGAGAUGUCUGUUUUACAAAACAUUCAGUGCAUGCAUUGGAUCCCAGGAUCCUUACUGUGGCUGGGACAUGGUGAUGAAGAAAUGCACAACUCUGGAAGAAAGUCUGAGCAUGAGUCAGUGGGAGCAAAGCAUUACUGUGUGUCCAACAAGGAAUCUGACGGUGGAUGGACAUUUUGGGACAUGGUCACAGUGGAAACCAUGCAGCCACACGGAUGGUGCCAGCAUUGGCUCCUGCCUCUGCAGGACCCGUGUGUGUGACAGUCCAGCUCCUCAGUGCGGAGGGUGGCUAUGUGAAGGACCAACCAUGGAAAUUGCCAACUGUUCCAGAAAUGGAGGCUGGACACCAUGGACUUCUUGGUCACCUUGUAGUACCACUUGUGGAAUAGGCUUUCAAGUGCGUCAGCGCUCCUGCAGCAAUCCAACCCCUCGCCAUGGAGGACGUGUCUGUGUGGGACAGAAUCGUGAGGAGAGGUACUGCAAUGAGCAUUUGUUGUGCCCCCCUCAUGUGUUUUGGACAGGCUGGGGUCCAUGGGAACGCUGCACGGCUCAAUGCGGAGGGGGGAUUCAGGCUCGGCGUAGGACAUGUGAAAAUGGUCCUGACUGUCCUGGCUGCAGUGUGGAAUAUCAACCUUGUAACACCAAUGCCUGUCCAGAGUUAAAAAAGACAACUCCUUGGACACCUUGGACUCCCGUUAAUAUUUCAGACAAUGGUGGUCACUACGAACAACGAUUCCGAUACACCUGCAAAGCACGCUUGCCUGACCCAAAUUUGCUGGAGGUGGGAAGGCAAAGGAUUGAAAUGCGUUAUUGUUCCAGCGACGGCACCAGCGGGUGCUCGACAGAUGGAUUAUCAGGAGAUUUCUUGCGUUCUGGACGAUAUUCUGCUCACACCAUUAAUGGUGCCUGGUCACCAUGGUCUGCAUGGUCUCAGUGCAGUCGUGACUGCAGUAGGGGUAUAAGGAAUCGCAAACGGGUCUGCAGCAAUCCUGAGCCCAAGUAUGGUGGCCUUCCUUGCCUUGGUCCAUCUCUAGAGUACCAGGAAUGCAACAUUUUGCCUUGUCCAGUGGAUGGAGGCUGGUCUUGCUGGUCAUCUUGGUCAAAGUGCUCAGCAACGUGUGGAGGAGGACAUUACAUGAGAACCCGCUCCUGCACCAAUCCUGCACCAGCAUACGGAGGAGAUAUUUGUCUUGGCCUGCACACUGAAGAAGCCCUCUGCAACACACAGCCGUGUCCAGACAGCUGGUCAGAGUGGUCGGAGUGGUCCGAGUGCGACUCAUCUGGCAUGCAGCUUCGUGUUCGUCACUGCAUUCUUUUGUUUCCAGUGGGCAGCCAGUGCACGGGUAACACCACAGAGAGCCGAGCCUGUGCUUUUGACUCCAACUUUAUACCAGAAAUAUCAGUGGCACGAUCCAGCAGCAUAGAAGAAAAACGAUGUGGCGAGUUCAACAUGUUUCACAUGAUUGCCGUGGGAUUAAGUAGCUCAAUACUUGGUUGCCUUCUUACUCUGCUUAUUUACACUUAUUGCCAACGAUAUCAACAACAGUCCCAUGAUGCAACUGUCAUCCAUCCAGUGUCACCAGCUCCUCUAAAUACCAGCAUCACCAACCAUAUCAACAAACUCGACAAGUAUGAUUCUGUAGAAGCCAUCAAGGCAUUUAACAAAAACAACCUGAUUCUGGAGGAGAGAAACAAAUACUUCAAUCCACAUCUCACUGCAAAGACUUACUCUAAUACUUAUUUUACAGAUUUCAAUAAUUAUGAUGAAUACUAAUGGGCUUGUGUAUUUUCUGGCCUCCUGUAACUCCCCAAUCCCCAAGGCCUGUGCUACAUGACUGCUCAUGUGAUUGAGGCUUCAGAGAUGAAGUUCAGAGACAUUUCAAGCACGAUCCAAGCCGUCAAUGUCCCAUUGCUGCCAAAUGCCCAGAACACCUGUUUGUGACAUGCUGUUUUCUCUGCGGAGUGAAAGGUUGUUGGCCUUUGGUGUCGGGCGCAGCUGUAGCCCCUUGGUGUUGCUGAACCGCUCAUGAGGAACAUGUUGCUUCGCUGUUUCAUAAGCAUUCGGUCAGAUUUCUCUGACAAGGGACUGAGCAAUUCCUGGUACCCCUUAAAACUGCUCCCGGAGUACAAAUGCAAUUUUCUUUUUAGGCAUUGUCUUUUAUUUCCAUGGGUUCUGACAAGGGAGCUGUUAGCCACAGAGCCCUCUUUGCAGCCUCCUGAAGCUCACAUCACCACAGACAUCUUGCAGGGUGUUGAGAUGAACAGCAAGAAGAAGCAUGGUGGCUUAGCAAUGCACUGCAGCAGCACUAGGCUCUGUAGGGCUGAUCUUCCAGGGCUGCAGAUCACUCAAGCUGUAGUUCAGACAGCUUGUCUGACAGCUUGUUCAGAGGGAGGAGACUAAAGUUGUACUGACGGAUAUGAUCUUGUAAUGAAACUGGAGAGCUUCAGGGUAGAUGGUUUCCGCAUGUGAGCCAAGCUUGGUCAGAGAAAGCCUUCACACUAUUUGGCUGAAUUAUGAGGGUGGUAGAAGGGCACGUCCUGCUGGGAGGCCAAGACAGGAGGGCAAAUGGGAAAUGCAAAUGGGAAGGGCUGCUCGACUGCCAGGGUUGUGGUGGCCUACAGUCAGGCCAGGUAUGGGAUGAUGCAUCUGCACCACCAUUUGUGUGCUGUCUCAAGCACUGGUGGCACAUCGGCAUAAUCUGUAGAGCUGCUUUCCUCUAUCUAGCUUUUAUUUUAUAUGCACAUCUUUGACAAAACAAAGCAUCAUCAGAAAAUGCAGAUGUAUUUGCAAAGCAUAGUCUCAUCUUAUUGUCGCGUUUGGCCCAUACUAACCAGCCCCUAAAGGAACCUUCUUAUGGUGUUUUAAGUGAGUAUCUUGUUGGACAUCAUUGAUGUAAAUAUUUAAAAUCUCAUUUGAGUUUUAAAUUAUCAGUUUUAGUUCCUUUUGUAGUGGUAGGUGAAGAAACACAAAGGAUUUGUAUACUGUUUUUUCUUUGUUCUGUCUGUCUUCACUCACAUUCAUGACAAUGUCAUUUUUCAAGCUGAAAUUCCAGAUGUAGAAAUUAAAAGGGCAGGGGUUUGGGCCAGAUUUUCCAAAAUUCUUAGUAGCAAGACAGCAUUUGCUAUUCUCAUGAAGCUUGUGAGAAGAACUUUAAAACAAACAUUAAGGACUAAAGAAUUAGGCUUUCUUGGGCAUACUAGAUGCAAAGAUAUCCUACCAGAAUGCCAGGAAGGUAUGCAGGGAGGCAGAGUGGAAAUAUUUCCAUUCUUUAUUCAGAGCCCUUGAUCAUUAGGAUAUGCUACAGUAGGCAGACAGAGAAGAAAAUGUGCAGAUUAAAAUGAUUAAGAAUUGUGUGCAAGAAAAACACAAACUGCACAAAGUACCCAGAACAUUGAGGCUGUGAGACUGCACUUAAGCACCACCUUGGUGGUCCAGCCACACCAUAUGUAUCCAUGUCAAUGAGCAACAUUCUUGAAUGGAGAUAGGUCUGAAUGUAGCACUAUGCUUCCUAUCUCUGUUCUGCAUAAAAUGAGAAAAUGCAAAGCGAGUGGUCUUUGAAAAGCUGUACUGUAAAAUGAACACACAUUUACCAUCUAUGAAAAUAAUUGGGAUGAGCUGCCUUUUUUCUCCAGAUGAAUCAUUCUCCCCAUUGUUAAAAGAAAGUUCUCCCACCCUUGCACUCGUUUAUCUUUAGAAGGGUUGAUAACACCCAUUUUCCAUAUUUUAUUAUUGUUUUAUAGUUCAUUAGAUUUGAUUUUCCAUGAAGAAAUUACUGGACUGCCUUUGAGUAAGGGGAAAUUUUCUCUGCAAGAAUAUUUCAUGAAACAAACAGAUGGGGAAAGGCUCUCCAAAUCACAAGCAUGUCCAGUACUGGCAUCAGUCUGUUCAUGCCAAAAGAUAAAUUUUUACAAUUCACUACAUUUUAAAAGUAAGAUCUAUAUUGCUGCCAGUUUCAAGAAGAAGAAGCACAUGCACAUACUCGCAUGCACAACUCUUCUUCUCUGCCCCUGUACUAAGAGCACAUUAGUCUGGCUUGUGGAUUUUGUAUUUAGACUAUUAGUUAUGAAUCCAAUAUCUUAAAAAAUAUUUGAUGUAUGUAUUUUUAUUUUAACCUUUUUAAUAAAAUCUAUCUGAAAUAAGAUUAAAAAAUCUUUAGUAGAUUAAGGCACACUUAUCUUUACAGUGAUUUGUCUUCCAUUCCUUUCAUGAAUAGAUAAGUAUGUUAGAUGUGUUAUAUAUGCAAUGAUAAUAAUCUAGGUUAAGACUGCAUGAUCAUAGGUAGAAGUGCAUGUAGCAGAUGCUUGGUCUGCUCACACUUCCGUCUCCCAGAGGAGUUCUUCAGACAUUCAGAUCUCUGACCAACUCCGAUGUAAUGUAAUCUAAAAAUCACACCAACUUGACAGAAAAGUGUUCCUUCUAAACAUUUUUUUGUCAUUUAGCUUCUUAAGUUACAUUAUUUUAAAUCUCAUGCAGAGAUAUAUUCAGAAUUCUACCUAAAGCAAUUUAAAGUCUGAUUUUCACAUUCCUCCAGGGUAAAUGCAGCAUUUAAAUGAAAAUUUUAAAUCACUUCAAUGAGAAAAAUAUGAUUGCAAGGUCUCCUCAUCAAUCUAGACUCUGAGAGAACAGGUUGUAAAGCCAUAAGACUUUUGUGUCUUCGGUCAUUUUUAGAGGACCCCGGGGGCGUGCCAACUUCAUCAGUAUUUUCACCUUCUAAGUUCUGCACAGUUGCCUACAUGGUUUUUAAUACAUCCUCCUCUACUAUAUAGAGCAAAGUGAGGUUUCUAUUAAAUUUCAAUUUAUUUCAUUUAACAUAUUUUUAGAAAAUAGGCUACACACUUUGGUGGAAAGCAGAUUUCCACAUGAAGGCUCUAAUGUUGUUUUGUAAAAAAGGGAACAAAGUGGAUACUUGCAUGCCAAACUUAUUUAAGCUGACAAGUCUGAGAUCUCAGACUUGUACAAGGGAAGAAUUUGAUUCUUAUAGCAUUGUUCUGUUCUUGGAAAGGGAAAAGCAACUCCUUUAAAAUACCCCAUGUCCUUUCACAUGGAUAAAGUGACCUUUUCUGGAUAAAUAAAUAUCACCUCUAAUGUUGGUAAUUAAUAUUACUAAGCCAUUUUUACACUGAUUGCAUAACUUGUAAAAUGUUCUGGUUUGAACACAAACAUUUGAGUAGGGGAUCGCAAUCCUCUGAGUAAAUCUGUAAUUUUCCUUUCUGUGUAGCACUGCCAGAUGAGGUGAGGAGGAAGCAGGACUAGUAGUCUGAUCCUACAUGGUAAAUACUGUUAUUAGGUAUUCCAAGUUAGAACUGUGCUGCAGUACAUGUUUUGGACUUAGUUUAGUGUCUGAUGCAUAGAGCACAUUCCUCAAUUGCUUAGAAAAUGGACUCCUGUGCUUGCAGAUUUGAUUUGAGUCUGAUGACCUUUACGGCCACUUAAAUUACUUCAGGUGAAAGCUUUGUCAGCCAUUUGCAGUCACCUGCUGUUGGAGCAGUGUGGUUAGGCCAAAACUAAUCAGGAGAUUUCUAACUGGAAUUAGGGUUUUCUUAAGAGAGGAAGAGAGAGUGGGGUUUAAAUGGCUUUGAUUUCCAGGCUAUUAAGCAGUACUGAUUAAAGUCUCAGAUGGGUGUAGAACUUUGAAUUCAGUUAGCUUUAUCAGAAUCCCACUAUAACCUCUGGAAAAAUACCAUGCAGUGUACAAAUCAAGAGCCACCAAAGCACUUACGUUAAGUGAAGAAAGUUCUCAGAGCAUCUGAAGAUAUAACUGUUCAAACCAGAAAACAAAGUAAGAGGUCCCAGAUGCAACAAAAACAGUAAUGAGAAUAAAUGCUUCAAGAUUUUUUCCUCAUCGUUAUAGAACAAAUAUAUUCACUUCUUUCAAUGUGGGACCAGUUUUAUUGAAUUCAGAGCUACAUACGCACAUUCCUAAAGUUAAUCGCAUGCAUAAUGGCUUUGCUGUGUGAGAUAAUUCUGUAAAAAGUUUGGUCCAAGUUCAUCCUGCUUUGCUUGAGGCAUGUGACCAAUUUUUAGUUGUAGCUGCUGCUGGCACCCUCUGCGUCUCAUCAGGGAGACCAUCCUUAGACAGGCAGAGUCACAACCCAGAGGAGGCAUGUAGAGAGAUACACUUAUGAUUUUCUUUGUCAUUUAGAUGCCUAAAUGUAGAUGGGCAAAAGCUAAGCUCUCAAGCACAAGUAUGGUUUUACUUGUCACGUAAGUGACCAUACUGAGCUCAGUGGUAUGGAUGUAACAAGUUAUUAAUUUUAAUGUGUUUACAGGAUUGAGCCCAAAAUAUACUGCUUCUGCACAAAUCCAUGCUCAGUACAAGAUGGCCGCAGUAAUAAAGAAACAGAUUCAUUUAAAAUUGUUCACAAGCAAAUCUGCGUCUUGAUAUCAGGGAAUUGAUAUGUGUUCAUUCUGUGGGGUAGUUGAAUUCAUUCCUUUCUUUGCUAAAUAAAUGAGUGAUUAAAGAAAAUACAGCUUGAGUUCAUUUAAAAGCCAUUGUUUCAAAUAAAGGGUUUUGGGAUCUGUGAA